Molecule: messenger RNA, 739 nt
Organism: Bactrocera dorsalis (oriental fruit fly)
Lineage: Eukaryota; Metazoa; Arthropoda; Insecta; Diptera; Tephritidae
Exons: 3
Coding region: 78-458 (126 amino acids)
Source: RefSeq, a predicted model, not a curated record
UUAACAGCCAAUGAGCUAAAGCAAAGCGUAGAGUUAUUCAAACGAAAGGAGCAAAGUUGUAUUGGGUAGAAAAAAUAAUGAAAAUGGCGUCUUAUCAAAGUGCACGAACACAUAUCGGUUGGUUCACCAAGCUAAGCUUAACAUUAAUUAUGGUGGUGGUUUUGCGAACAAAUGGAACACAAGCACUAAAAUCAUUUGGUCCAUCCAUUAAUUGCGGCCCAAACAGCGUGUAUCCAGAAAGUUGCAAACAUGGCAGCUUCACUAUAAACUUUAACCCUGAGUUCUGUCUUCCACGUACGUUAUGUCGGAAGGGCGUGGGUGAAGUUUGCCACGAAUAUAGCGACAGCAGCGAUUGUAAGCCGGGCUUGUACUGCAACUGUUACCACCGCUGCAGUGAAAAUCCCGAAAUUUGUCCAUUUUUCGGUAACGGUAUAUUGGAUUUAAAUACUAAGAACUAGAUAACGCAAAUACAAAAUUAGGUUUUAGACAAUUUUAUAUGCUUAACGGUUUAGACGGCUCAGCAGCAUUAGUAUGUAUGCAGUAUUUAUACCUAUAGUUAGUUUAUGUAAAAGUUAUAUUAAUAAUGUAAUAGCUUUGGAUAACUUAGAUAUUAAUAUAGCACUAUGUACAUCUUUCUACUGGAUAAAAAUUCUAAAAUAUUUAUAAUGUUUUUCAAAUUUAUUUAACAUAUUAAAAUUAUAGAGAAAAUACGAAUACAAAUAUAUGAGCAAAUAUUAAA